Messenger RNA from Anisakis simplex (herring worm), 396 nucleotides. The record is from the annotation of a GenBank genome assembly. NCBI's taxonomy places the organism in Eukaryota, Metazoa, Nematoda, Chromadorea, Rhabditida, Anisakidae.
AUGCAAAAACAGGAGCAAUCGCCCGUUAAGCGGCGUUCACUGCGACCUGUCGCAUUCGCUGCAGUUGCUUUUUCAACCAUAUCGGUGAUAUCGUGCAUCAUAACGUUGCCGAUCAUAUACAGUCACAUACAGAAUGUGCAGUCUUUCAUGCAAAAUGAAGUCGACUUUUGCAAGACACGUGCACGUGAGAUGUGGAAGGAAAUGGUGCAGUUGCAAGCAGUCGUUGAUAUUCCCCCAAGCACGCCGAAUUCAAGAUUGAAACGCCAGUAUUCGGCAGAUCAGAUUCACGGAUCUGAUGUGAAUUCAAGUCCAAGCAGUGGAGGAAGUUGUUGUCAGUGUCAAAUUGGACCACCCGGGCCACCGGGUCCACCGGGUAGAGAUGGACGACCAGGGUAA